Messenger RNA from Lodderomyces jiufengensis, 3477 nucleotides. It is a transcript of the gene CPA2, whose product is annotated as carbamoyl-phosphate synthase (glutamine-hydrolyzing). Gene Ontology annotation, molecular function: aspartate carbamoyltransferase activity; dihydroorotase activity; ATP binding. The coding region runs from base 1 to 3477 and encodes 1158 amino acids. The record is from RefSeq and is a predicted model, not a curated record. NCBI's taxonomy places the organism in Eukaryota, Fungi, Ascomycota, Pichiomycetes, Serinales, Debaryomycetaceae. Gene Ontology annotation, biological process: L-citrulline biosynthetic process; UTP biosynthetic process; 'de novo' pyrimidine nucleobase biosynthetic process. Gene Ontology annotation, cellular component: cytosol; cytoplasm. The transcript has a single exon.
AUGUUAUUGAAAAAUAAUUUGAAAUUAAUUUCAAAUCAUUUCAAGAAAUUUCCGAAAUCAACUACUACAAAAUCAUUAACCUCACUCAAAUAUAGCGUACCUAAAAGACAGUUCUCAAUAUCUUCAAUACAAUUUCAAGAACAAGAAUUAAAAUAUGCUGGAGGAGAUUUAUUAAAAGCAUUUGCAAAUGAACAUUCAGAAAAUUUAGUUGAUGUUUCAAAAGUAUUAGUUAUUGGUUCUGGAGGGUUAUCAAUUGGUCAAGCAGGAGAAUUUGAUUAUUCUGGUUCACAAGCUAUAAAAGCUUUAAAAGAAGCAAAUAAACAAUCGAUUUUGAUAAAUCCAAAUAUUGCAACAAAUCAAACAUCUCAUGCAUUAGCUGAUGAAAUAUAUUAUUUACCAGUUACUCCAGAAUAUAUUACUUAUAUAAUUGAAAGAGAAAGACCUGAUGGUAUAUUAUUAACUUUUGGUGGUCAAACUGGUUUAAACGUUGGUGUUAAAUUAGAUAAAAUGGGAGUAUUUGAUAGAUAUGGUGUUAAAGUUUUAGGUACACCAAUAAAAACUUUAGAAACUUCAGAAGAUCGUGAUUUAUUUUCUCAAGCAUUAAAAGAAAUUAAUAUUCCAAUUGCUGAAUCUAUAGCUGUUGAAAGUGUUGAUGAUGCUUUAAAAGCUGCAGAAACUGUUGGAUAUCCUAUAAUUGUUAGAUCAGCUUAUUCAUUAGGUGGUUUAGGUUCAGGAUUUGCAGCAAAUGAAGAAGAAUUAAGAAAUUUAUCAGCACAAUCAUUAUCAUUAGCUCCACAAAUUUUAGUUGAAAAAUCAUUAAAAGGUUGGAAAGAAGUUGAAUAUGAAGUUGUUCGUGAUAGAGUUGAUAAUUGUAUUACAGUUUGUAAUAUGGAAAAUUUUGAUCCUUUAGGUAUACAUACUGGUGAUUCUAUUGUUGUUGCGCCAUCACAAACUUUAAGUGAUGAAGAAUAUCAUUUAUUACGUACUGCUGCUAUUAAAAUUAUUAGACACUUGGGUGUUGUUGGAGAAUGUAAUGUUCAAUAUGCUUUACAACCAGAUGGGUUAGAUUAUAGAGUUAUUGAGGUUAAUGCAAGAUUAUCACGUUCUUCAGCUUUAGCUUCAAAAGCAACUGGUUACCCAUUAGCUUAUACAGCUGCAAAAAUAGCUUUAGGUCAUACAUUACCACAAUUACCAAAUCCUGUAACAAGAACAACAUCAGCAAAUUUCGAACCAUCUUUAGAUUAUAUGGUUACUAAAAUUCCAAGAUGGGAUUUAUCAAAAUUUCAACAUGUUAAAAGAGAUAUUGGAUCAGCUAUGAAAUCAGUAGGUGAAGUUAUGGCUAUAGGUAGAAAUUUUGAAGAAUCUUUUCAAAAAGCUAUUAGACAAAUUGAUCCUUCAUAUAUUGGUUUUCAAGGUGAUAAAUUUGAUGAUUUAGAUGAAACUUUAAAAAAUCCAACUGAUAGAAGAUGGUUAGCUGUUGGACAAGCUUUAUUACAUGAAAAUUAUUCAGUUGAUAAAGUUCAUGAAUUAACAAAAAUUGAUAAAUGGUUCUUGUACAAAUUAAUGAAUAUUGUUAAUAUGUAUCGUGAAUUAGAAUCAAUUGGUGAAUUAUCUAAAAUCAAUAGUGAUUUAAUGAGUCGUGCUAAGAAAUUAGGAUUUUCAGAUAAACAAAUUGGACUUUGUGUUAAUGCUAAUGAAUUAGAAGUUAGACAAGUUAGAAAAGAUUUUGGUAUUAUCCCAUUUGUUAAAAAAAUUGAUACAUUAGCUGCUGAAUUCCCAGCAAAUACAAAUUAUUUAUAUACUACUUAUAAUGCUACAAGUUCAGACAUUGAUUUUAAUGAUAAAGGUACAAUGGUUUUAGGUUCAGGAGUUUAUAGAAUUGGAUCUUCAGUUGAAUUUGAUUGGUGUGCAGUAUCAACAGCUAGAGCAUUAAGAGAAAAUGGUAAAAAAACAAUAAUGAUAAAUUAUAAUCCAGAAACUGUUUCUACUGAUUUUGAUGAAGUUGAUAGAUUAUAUUUUGAAGAAUUAUCUUUAGAAAGAGUAUUAGAUAUUUAUGAAUUAGAAAAUGCUUCAGGAGUUGUUGUUUCAGUUGGUGGUCAAUUACCACAAAAUAUUGCAUUAAGUUUACAAAAUAAUGGUUGUAAUGUACUAGGAACAAAUCCUGAAGAUAUUGAUAAAGCAGAAGAUCGUCAUAAAUUUUCACAAAUUUUAGAUUCUAUUGGAAUUGAUCAACCAGCAUGGAAAGAAUUAACAUCAAUUGAAGAAGCUGAAAAAUUUGCUGAUGAAGUUGGUUAUCCAGUUUUAGUACGUCCUUCAUAUGUAUUAUCAGGUGCUGCUAUGUCAGUUAUUAAUAGUAAAGAUGAAUUAGAUGCAAAAUUAUCAAAUGCUUCAAAAGUUUCUCAAGAUCAUCCUGUUGUUAUUUCAAAAUUCAUUCAAGGAGCUCAAGAAAUUGAUGUUGAUGCAGUUGCAAAUGAAGGUAAAGUUUUGGUACAUGCAGUUUCAGAACAUGUUGAAAAUGCAGGAGUUCAUUCUGGUGAUGCUACUUUAAUAUUACCACCCCAAAAUUUAUCACAAACUUUAUUAGAUAGAUUAAAAGAAAUAACUGAUAAAGUUGCUUAUGCAUGGAAAAUUACUGGUCCUUUUAAUAUGCAAAUUAUCAAAAAUGAUAAAAAUGGUGAAUUAAAUGAUUCAGAAUGUGAAUUAAAAGUUAUUGAAUGUAAUAUUAGAGCAUCAAGAUCUUUCCCAUUUGUUUCAAAAGUUUUAGGUUUAAAUUUUAUUGAUAUUGCAGUAAAAGCUUUAAUAAAAAAUAAUAUACCAGAACCAAUUAAUUUAAUGAAUAAAAAAUAUGAUCAUGUUGCAACAAAAGUUCCACAAUUUUCUUUCACAAGAUUAGCUGGUGCUGAUCCAUUUUUAGGUGUUGAAAUGGCAUCUACUGGAGAAAUUGCAUGUUUUGGUAAAGAUUUAUUAGAAGCUUAUUGGACAACAAUUCAAUCUACAAUGAAUUUUAAUUUACCAUUACCUGGACAAGGUAUAUUAUUUGGAGGAGAUUUAACUAAUGAUAAAUUAGGUAAUGUUGCAAAAGAAUUAAGUGGAUUAGGUUAUAAUUUUUAUUCAGCUAAUGAAAAAGUAUCAGAAUAUUUGAAAAACUACGUUUCUGAAUCAGUGGAAGUUAUAGAAUUCCCAAAAACUGAUAAAAGAGCAUUAAGAGAAAUAUUUCAAGAUAAAAAAAUUGGAGCAGUUUUCAAUUUAGCAUUUGAAAGAGCUAAAAAUUUAUUAGAUGAAGAUUAUGUAAUGAGAAGAAAUGCAAUUGAUUUUGCUAUACCAUUAUUUAAUGAACCAAAUACUUCACAAUUAUUUGCAAAAUGUUUAAAACAAAAAAUUAAUAAUAAAAUUAAAUUUGAUAAAAUACCUGAUAAUGUUAUAGUACCAAAAGAAGUUAAAAGAUGGAGUGAAUUUAUUGGUGGUAAACCAGUUUAA